Molecule: messenger RNA, 211 nt
Organism: Pelobates cultripes (western spadefoot toad)
Lineage: Eukaryota; Metazoa; Chordata; Amphibia; Anura; Pelobatidae
Source: the annotation of a GenBank genome assembly
AUGGCCGUCCCAGAUGGCGCGUUUCCGCGCAAGAGAGCCGCUGGCCGGGCAAAAUCGUCCAGAAAAUGGAAACGGGCACGUGCCCGAGAUGAUGAUGGAUCGGAUACCGAUCAAACUGGAGAGUCAGACUCGGAUCCCCCUGAUUACGCCUCUUAUGAGGAAGGGGUUUCCGGCGAUGAGGCGGAGUUUGACGCUUCGGCGCUUCCGCCGG